This is a messenger RNA of Fusarium venenatum, 927 nucleotides long. RefSeq lists its product as uncharacterized. NCBI's taxonomy places the organism in Eukaryota, Fungi, Ascomycota, Sordariomycetes, Hypocreales, Nectriaceae. The record is from RefSeq and is a predicted model, not a curated record.
AUGGCACGACGAUGGUAUGAUCAACGACAUACAACGAUUGAGAGGUUAUCAAUGGAAAACAUGCAGCUCUGGCUGGAAGCUAUGGACUUCUCUAAAGUGCACACUUUAUCAAUCGAGUAUGGAGGUAUUAAGCCGGAAGGAAACGGUUUACUCGUUGACCUUCCCCCAGCAUUGACAAGUCUCGAAAAUCUCUCUAUCCAGGGCCGGUGGUUAAAUUGGCGAACAUAUCUUGCCGAGUGGGAAGCUGCUCCUGAACCAUUACCCAAGAACAAAUGGUCUUCUUCGCCGCCCCCUCCAGCACGCAAUUUCAUCUUGGCACUACCUCAAACAUUGAAGAAGUUCACCUGGAAAGAAAGUGAAACAGUCCAAGAGGAUAUAUUUGACUCUGUUUUGAAGCAUCAUGGAGCCUCGCUACAACAUCUAGAGUGGACAAACCAUGAGAGAGGAUUCAAACCCAGACCAAUAUUGUCUGAGGAUCAGCUCCGCAGUCUGGGAAAAUGGGCACCUGGUUUGACCAGUGCCACCAUUGAUCUUGAACGAAGAAAUGGGACCUUGCCGCAAGAUGAGUUGAACAUUCUUGCUGAGACUUUACCCAAAUUGACAAGGCUGGUUGUUAACUUAAACUUGCUGGAGGAAGGGCUACUAAUGAACAAUACUGGCUAUGGAGAUAAGAUGAAACAUGCAUCAGAUUCAGUUUUAGACGUAGAAGAAGGUCUUGGCUUAUUUCAAGGUCUAAGAAAGGCCAAGGUUGGCGAAAGGUUGGUUAAUGUCGAGUUCCGUCAGGGUGAAUGGACUGAUGAUUGGCCUUUUGGAGAAGGUCUUUGGGAGGAUAGAUAUUGGGUCAGGUGUUGGUUGGCUGAAAAGGAUGGGGGACUAGAGGCGAGGUGUAAAUCGGGACGUGAGAACGCCUUUGACGCUGACUUCUGA